This is a messenger RNA of Pygocentrus nattereri (red-bellied piranha), 6594 nucleotides long. It is a transcript of the gene avpi1, whose product is annotated as arginine vasopressin induced 1. The record is from RefSeq and is a predicted model, not a curated record. Bases 170 to 787 code for a protein of 205 amino acids. Lineage: Eukaryota; Metazoa; Chordata; Actinopteri; Characiformes; Serrasalmidae. The transcript is spliced from 3 exons.
UCUCUGGCGUGAUCCGUUGGCACCGGCGAGGCAUAACCGCUCGACGCCGUGCGAAACUCGGCGGGUUUGGCGUUUUACGGCGGAGUUCGACCGUUUAUCGAUGAUAACGAGGGAUUAGAGCGGCUUCAGACCCACGCAGAGGCCCCGGAGGCGAGCUGAGCUGCUGAAGAUGGAGGAGGUGGCGGCCGCCCCCCCGGCCCUGCCCGGACCAUCCCAGCCCACGUUCUGCUGGCCCUCGGCCCCCGACCGCCGCACCCGCAAAUCCGGCUCUGCCAACAUCUUCCAGGGCGUGAACCUGCGUCAGCUGCGGCGCCUGUUCCGCUCGGCCGGAGAACCGGACGCCGAGCAGAGGGCGCGAGUGGUGUGGGGCGACUGGAGAGCAGGCGAGGCGGAGGGGGAGGAGGGGGAGGAGGAGGAAGAGGAGGGAGAGGAUGAGGAAAGACUGGCACAGGCGCUGGUGGGGCUCAGGGUCCGGGCGCGAAACCGCAGCGGAAUCCGUGCGGAGCCUCAUCGCAGCGAAGCCUCCAUGGCAGCCAGAGGGGUCCGAGCGUUUGGACAUGCCAGAAUCAAUGAGCGGCCUUCAGGACAACCACCGGAGGCCACAGCUGAUGAUGAUGAUGAUGAAGAAGCUGCUUUAGGAGCCUGCGGGGGGCAGGACCCUCCCAAGGCUGGGUCAUGUGACUCAGGGGACUUCCUAUAUGAAGGGCGAGAGGUGCGGGGCGCUUGGAGCCGGAGCGGUGCGGUGGAGAAGGAUCCAGAACGCUACCUGCACCGCAUACGACACUGAUGGUGGAGCCGGCCAGGUGGAGGUGCGGCGUUGAGAGAUUAGCACAGAGCAAGAGAAUGGGAUUAGACCAUAAUCUCGAAACCCUGUCUGGCUCUAGCAGGCCACAGCAUUACUAGCUCACUAAAUAUACACUGGGUGGACUUUCAUUAGAAACACCUGCCUUGUACGCACGCGAAUUGGCCAUAUUAUCGGAAACACCCACCCUUUAGGUGCACUUUGUAGGUCUGCGUGUUAUGGACUGUAGCCGUUAUGUACAAUUUAUCUGGUCAGUGGUGGUCUUAUGGGGGUCCAUUUCCACUGAUGGGUAGAGGCGGGGGGGGUUUGGGUUAGGGGGCUCGACAGAUGGGCUACAGUCAGCAAUUAUACAUCUACAAAGUGCACCUGUGUGGAAGGUGUACUUGCUAAAAAUGGCCAGUGCCUGUGGGAAGGUGUGCAUAUUACUCUCAGUGUACACAGAUAAGCAGAAUACAGCUAAUAACACUACACUUCAUGGACCACAAGGCAAAAACUACGACCGCAACGAGACGUGGGGUCCAACCACAGCUGAGAACGUGGAAACUUCAACGCUAUUCAGAGUGGCACUACAGGGCGAAUAACCGCCGGCCCACUGCGCUGGCGCGGGACGUCUGUUCUUAUGAAACAGAUCCGUGAAACAAAAUAGUUUGGCCAGAGGUUGCUAACGUGGCUAACGGUGAACAGCUAGCAGGCCGCAGAAGUCAGCAGUUACCAGUUCCCUCCCUUCGAUAUGAAACAGUUAGCUUGUCCUGAUUAGCUUCCAUACACCAAGAGAAAGAAGUUCUUCGGUUCCACUCAGAGGAAACCGGGGUUAUUAUGUCUUUAUUAGCUUCUUUUCACUGAGAGACAGAGUUAGCCUGUCCUAGUUAGCUUCUUUUCACCGAGAGACAGAGUUAGCUUGUCCGAGUUAGCUUCUUUUCACUGAGAGACAGAGUUAGCUUGUCCGAGUUAGCUUCUUUUCACUGAGAGACAGAGUUAGCUUGUCCGAGUUAGCUUCUUUUCACUGAGAGACAGAGUUAGCUUGUCCUAGUUAGCUUCUUUUCACUGAGAGACAGAGUUAGCUUGUCCGAGUUAGCUUCUUUUCACUGAGAGACAGAGUUAGCUUGUCCGAGUUAGCUUCUUUUCACUGAGAGACAGAGUUAGCUUGUCCGAGUUAGCUUCUUUUCACCCAGAGACAGAGUUAGCUUGUCCGAGUUAGCUUCUUUUCACUGAGAGACAGAGUUAGCUUGUCCGAGUUAGCUUCUUUUCACUGAGAGACAGAGUUAGCUUGUCCUAGUUAGCUUCUUUUCACUGAGAGACAGAGUUAGCUUGUCCGAGUUAGCUUCUUUUCACUGAGAGACAGAGUUAGCUUGUCCGAGUUAGCUUCUUUUCACUGAGAGACAGAGUUAGCUUGUCCGAGUUAGCUUCUUUUCACUGAGAGACAGAGUUAGCUUGUCCAAGUUAGCUUCUUUUCACCCAGAGACAGAGUUAGCCUGUCCGAGUUAGCUUCUUUUCACCCAGAGACAGAGUUAGCUUGUCCUAGUUAGCUUCUUUUCACUGAGAGACAGAGUUAGCUUGUCCGAGUUAGCUUCUUUUCACUGAGAGACAGAGUUAGCUUGUCCGAGUUAGCUUCUUUUCACCCAGAGACAGAGUUAGCUUGUCCGAAUUAGCUUCUUUUCACUGAGAGACAGAGUUAGCUUGUCCGAGUUAGCUUCUUUUCACUGAGAGACAGAGUUAGCUUGUCCGAGUUAGCUUCUUUUCACCCAGAGACAGAGUUAGCUUGUCCGAAUUAGCUUCUUUUCACUGAGAGACAGAGUUAGCUUGUCCGAGUUAGCUUCUUUUCACUGAGAGACAGAGUUAGCUUGUCCGAGUUAGCUUCUUUUCACUGAGAGACAGAGUUAGCUUUUCCUAGUUAGCUUCUUUUCACUGAGAGACAGAGUUAGCUUGUCCUAGUUAGCUUCUUUUCACUGAGAGACAGAGUUAGCUUGUCCGAAUUAGCUUCUUUUCACUGAGAGACAGAGUUAGCUUGUCCGAGUUAGCUUCUUUUCACUGAGAGACAGAGUUAGCUUGUCCUAGUUAGCUUCUUUUCACUGAGAGACAGAGUUAGCUUGUCCGAAUUAGCUUCUUUUCACUGAGAGACAGAGUUAGCUUGUCCGAGUUAGCUUCUUUUCACUGAGAGACAGAGUUAGCUUGUCCUAGUUAGCUUCUUUUCACUGAGAGACAGAGUUAGCUUGUCCGAAUUAGCUUCUUUUCACUGAGAGACAGAGUUAGCUUGUCCGAGUUAGCUUCUUUUCACUGAGAGACAGAGUUAGCUUGUCCGAGUUAGCUUCUUUUCACUGAGAGACAGAGUUAGCUUGUCCGAGUUAGCUUCUUUUCACUGAGAGACAGAGUUAGCUUGUCCGAGUUAGCUUCUUUUCACUGAGAGACAGAGUUAGCUUGUCCGAGUUAGCUUCUUUUCACUGAGAGACAGAGUUAGCUUGUCCUAGUUAGCUUCUUUUCACUGAGAGACAGAGUUAGCUUGUCCGAAUUAGCUUCUUUUCACUGAGAGACAGAGUUAGCUUGUCCGAGUUAGCUUCUUUUCACUGAGAGACAGAGUUAGCUUGUCCUAGUUAGCUUCUUUUCACUGAGAGACAGAGUUAGCUUGUCCGAAUUAGCUUCUUUUCACUGAGAGACAGAGUUAGCUUGUCCGAGUUAGCUUCUUUUCACUGAGAGACAGAGUUAGCUUGUCCGAGUUAGCUUCUUUUCACUGAGAGACAGAGUUAGCUUGUCCGAGUUAGCUUCUUUUCACUGAGAGACAGAGUUAGCUUGUCCGAGUUAGCUUCUUUUCACUGAGAGACAGAGUUAGCUUGUCCGAGUUAGCUUCUUUUCACUGAGAGACAGAGUUAGCUUGUCCGAGUUAGCUUCUUUUCACUGAGAGACAGAGUUAGCUUGUCCAAGUUAGCUUCUUUUCACCCAGAGACAGAGUUAGCCUGUCCGAGUUAGCUUCUUUUCACCCAGAGACAGAGUUAGCUUGUCCUAGUUAGCUUCUUUUCACUGAGAGACAGAGUUAGCUUGUCCGAGUUAGCUUCUUUUCACCCAGAGACAGAGUUAGCUUGUCCGAAUUAGCUUCUUUUCACUGAGAGACAGAGUUAGCUUGUCCGAAUUAGCUUCUUUUCACUGAGAGACAGAGUUAGCUUGUCCGAAUUAGCUUCUUUUCACCCAGAGACAGAGUUAGCCUGUCCGAGUUAGCUUCUUUUCACUGAGAGACAGAGUUAGCUUGUCCUAGUUAGCUUCUUUUCACUGAGAGACAGAGUUAGCUUGUCCUAGUUAGCUUCUUUUCACUGAGAGACAGAGUUAGCUUGUCCGAAUUUGCUUCUUUUCACUGAGAGACAGAGUUAGCUUGUCCGAGUUAGCUUCUUUUCACCGAGAGACAGAGUUAGCUUGUCCGAGUUAGCUUCUUUUCACUGAGAGACAGAGUUAGCUUGUCCGAGUUAGCUUCUUUUCACGGAGAGACAGAGUUAGCUUGUCCUAGUUAGCUUCUUUUCACUGAGAGACAGAGUUAGCUUGUCCGAGUUAGCUUCUUUUCACUGAGAGACAGAGUUAGCUUGUCCGAGUUAGCUUCUUUUCACCGAGAGACAGAGUUAGCUUGUCCGAGUUAGCUUCUUUUCACCCAGAGACAGAGUUAGCUUGUCCGAGUUAGCUUCUUUUCACUGAGAGACAGAGUUAGCUUGUCCGAAUUAGCUUCUUUUCACUGAGAGACAGAGUUAGCUUGUCCAAGUUAGCUUCUUUUCACUGAGAGACAGAGUUAGCUUGUCCGAGUUAGCUUCUUUUCACUGAGAGACAGAGUUAGCUUGUCCGAGUUAGCUUCUUUUCACUGAGAGACAGAGUUAGCAUGUCAUUGUCAGCUUCUUCGUCUGAUACGUCUUCAUUAUCAUCUAUUUACUGAGAAAGGGGAGUCAGUGUGUCCUAGUUAGCUUCAGUUCACUAAGGAACGAGCGCUAGGUUGUCCUGUUAGCUUCUUUUCACCGAGACAUGAGCUUUCAUGACAUUAUUGGCUUCUUUUCACUGAGAGAUGAAAUAGUUCGUCCAUGCUGGCUCCCAUUCAAACGCAGCGAGCAGCUGCUGCCCUUCCUGUCCGACUAACUUUGAUCCCCUGUUAGCCAUGUUAGCGUUCUGGUCUGAACCGCCCGUUUACACAGCGCAGCUUACAGGUGAAACAGCCAGAUUCACUACAACCGUAAGACACUACUGCACUAACGUGUCUAUGGAAGCAGCGUCGAAGUUUAUCCCAAGCAACAGUCGAGCCUUCAGAGGCUGCUUCUGUACCGAGUGUAAAUGCAGUGUUUCUGAGGCUGAUUAGAUUAGAAAUCGUGUAAAACACUCGACGUGAAAUAUUCUGUUGUAAAGGCUGCAGAUGUUCUCAUUGCAACUUGUUCGGCUUGAUUGUGAGAGUUUUUGUGAAUUUUUAAUCAGAUUUUAUGGACUUGUCUUAAAUCUAGCAGACCUCCAGUGCAACCUGAUGUUUUUUUUUUCUCAGAGCCUCGCAUGUUUUGGCUCGACUCUGAUCAUAUGACCGGCCUUGUGGCAGGACUGGACACAAAGUAAGCUGAAGUGUUGUUUAGUCAGGGUAGAAAAGAAAGGUCCCUGCUAGAGGCCCCAGCAUAUCGCUGUUGUCAGAAAAAACCUCGUAUCUCCAGAAUGGUCAUUUUAUAGGAGAGAGAAAAAAAAUCGCUUUACUUUUAACGUAAGUCAAUGGAACCAGAGCUUUCUCCAGGUCAUUUAGGUCCAUUUCUUUUGGCCCACUCAUCGUGAAAUUUAUACACAAUGUACAGGGCAACAGGCGUUUUCUGAUUAUGUAAAAAAACUGAAAAACGCCAAAAGUGGAGAUACAAGGUUUUCUUCUAACAGCAGCGAUAUGUUUUGUUUUGGCUGCUGGUUUACCUGGUCACCCACCAAGGUCAUGCUGGUUGACAAGCAUACCAGCACCCACAACACAGCGUAUCCUGGUUUUUUCACCUUGACUAAACACCAGACCAUAAACCAGUUUACCAGUUUGGAAUUCAUGCUGUUCUGUGCGGGUUUUUUUGGGUCAUUUUCUGACCCCACAUAUAACGAAUCAGCCAAGACGUUGAUGUUUGUUUCUUUUCAGUUUUGCCCUGGAGCUAAGAGGCUAACAGAAAGAUAUUGGGCGGCAUACACUUCCAUUACUAUGUUGCCACUUGGCAUCAGUUCAAAACUCACGAUGCAGACCUCAGAUGCCUAUUUCAUAGUUCAGAUACGUCCUUGACAAUCAGCUACAUUUGCCAUUAGAGGACAAACGUGUAGACCUCACCUUCUGGUGAAGCACUCCUCUAAACUAUUGUUAAAACAUAGGGAUCUUCUUAUCGUCUUCGCUUGAACGUAUAGCCGUACAGCUUGAGGCAGACUGCCUGGUAAUACUUGAGAUGCUAUGCACAUGGUCUUACUUAGUAGCAUGUUAGCAAUACACACUCCCAACAUUAUGAAGUCUACUUAAAAAGCUUGAAGGACAAAAAAAAUCUUACCGUAAAUAUGCAUUACAAAAACAAUUUCAUUGUUCUUCCACACUAGUGUUAACUAUAAGAAAUAAAAAUAAGAAAUAGCCUCUUUCUUCAGCUUAGACAGUACAGAUUGAGUAAUUCAGGAAAUAAGAGCAUUGAAAUAGUUAUUAAAAAAAAAAAAAGUACCGUAGCUGUAACUUUGAAAUCAGUAACACUAUUUAAAAUGCCUUAGAACACCUGUCGAUUCUUUGUAUUCGUUCAUCUGUUGUCGGAAGAAGAGCUCGUAUCUCCGAAAUGGUGACUUUACAGGAGAAG